Messenger RNA from Xenia sp. Carnegie-2017, 1799 nucleotides. RefSeq lists its product as uncharacterized. The record is from RefSeq and is a predicted model, not a curated record. The transcript has 5 exons. Bases 76 to 1755 code for a protein of 559 amino acids. Lineage: Eukaryota; Metazoa; Cnidaria; Anthozoa; Malacalcyonacea; Xeniidae.
AGUACAUGGGGAUUGCCGGCGAGAAAUAUUUCAUGAUUCACAUGUUCACAAUAGCAAUAAGUCAAUAACCCAACGAUGUUUUGUCCACAUUGUGGAAAAGAAAAGGAUGAAAAUGCAAAUUUUUGCGAGAACUGUGGUGCAAGUGUAUCAGAAAUUAAACCUUCGGCCUCAAGUCAACAACCGUUAACUUUCGAAGAGUACAUAAAGAAGAACGCAGUCGCCAAUCCUUGCACUGAUCGUGGCGAUCAACUAGGAAAUUCCCACCGCGCUGGUAGUUCGUCUACCUUUCAAAUUAUUAGAAAAAGGAAGUCAAAUGAACGAUUUAGUCAAAUAAAAAAAAAGGAGAAGAAAGAUGAAGUAGUGAAGAUAAAGAUUGGAAUAAUUGAACUCGACGGUAAAAGACUUAAAAUAAGAAGAUCUUCUUUACUUCCUGUUGAUGUUCGAAAAUCAGAUACAUUAGUUCCUGUAAAGAAUGCCGGAGUUCAGAAACAGCUUGCCCACAACAGACAUCUCAGAGAUCAUAAUGAAACUGAGUGGCUUUUACUUUACCCUGAUAUGGAUAUCGUGAGAAAUAUUCCUGGAAGCAGUGAAAAAUUCUCUGUGGAAAAAUAUAAAAAUGAACUUGGACGUCCAUACAGUCGAGUAAAUUUGUACAUUUGCAAAAUGCUUGAUUUUGAAGUAGCCAAUGAUUUGACUGAAGACCUCAAGGAAGCGGUUGUUCCAGAUACUGCUGAUGUUUUUGAAGAUAAUUCUGUGCAAGAAAAUUCUUCACAAAUUAUAUGUGAACUGGGAAAUUCUCAACAAGUCAAUGCAACACCAGAUAAUUUUGUGGAAGUUAAUCAUGCUCAUACCAAUGCUGUUCCAGCUAGUCUUGUAAAAGCUAGUCUAGUGGAGGCCAGCCAUGUUCAAACAAAUCCUGUUCCAAGCAAUGUUGUUAAUGUUGAUAAUAGUUGUGUGGAAGCUGUUUCCUUUCAGGUUGAUUCAUUUUCAGUUGAGCAAAUCAUUAUGGAACCAGGUGAAAUGCCUGCGCAAAUUUUUCAGGAUGCAGAUGUAACUGAAUCCCUACUAGAUAUUAUUGAACCAGAGCCAAAUCUUGUACAACCAGCUCAAGUUAAUUUACCCGAGGAACAAUUGCAUGUGCUAGAUCUGCUAAUCCAUCGCACAACCCUUUUGAAAGAUAUGAUAACAGAAUUUUAUAAUCCAAAUGUAUUGAAAUCUACUAUAUUUUUUAAAGUAGUUGAUGCAAGAGGUAUGUUUGAGGAGGGAGAAGGAAGAGGUGUUGCACGUGAUCUUCUUACAGAGUUUUGGCACCUUUUUUAUCAGUCAUUAUCUAUUGGAGCAUCUACCAAGGUGCCAGCCAUUCGUCAUGAUUAUCAAAAGCUGGAAUGGGAGGCAGUGGCUAGAAUCAUGUUGUAUGGCUACUGCAAAGAAGGAGUGUUCCCCAUUACAUUGUGUUCAGCUUUUGUUGCAUGUACUCUCCAUGGUGAAGACAGUGUUUCUUGUGAAGUGCUGUUAAACUCUUUCAUGGAGUAUAUGGCUGAAGACGAGAGAGAAGUGGUUGAUAACUUAAUGAAAAAUCGAUCACAGAUAUGUAAAAAUGAAGACUUACUUGAAGUUUUAGGAAGCUACAAGUGCUAUCUCAAUCCCACAGAAGAAAAUAUUGAAGAUAUAUUAUGCCAAUUAGCUCACCAAGAACUUAUCCAAAGACCGCGGUACGUUUCCAAUUGUUGGGCAACAAUAUUGCAAUCAAAUUAAAUGAGAUAUGAUCUUCGCACUUAGCUGGACAAUUUUUUAAGCAA